Colossoma macropomum (tambaqui) is the source of this 2830-nucleotide messenger RNA. Its product is annotated as ras-related protein M-Ras. The transcript has 6 exons. NCBI's taxonomy places the organism in Eukaryota, Metazoa, Chordata, Actinopteri, Characiformes, Serrasalmidae. Gene Ontology annotation, cellular component: plasma membrane. The record is from RefSeq and is a predicted model, not a curated record. Gene Ontology annotation, biological process: signal transduction. The coding region runs from base 245 to 1114 and encodes 289 amino acids. Gene Ontology annotation, molecular function: GDP binding; GTP binding; GTPase activity.
UGUUAAUCGCAGCUACAAGUCACACACUCCCAGAGAAAACGGUCACCUCUCGCUCUGUCACGUUCGAAUGUGAACGACUUUGUCGAAACUUGCUUGAGCUCAGCAGCUGUUUGCUCAGGAGUGAGUCCUGUACGAGCUGUGACCCGUGGCGAGUCUGGGUUUAAGUGGGCAGAUUAACAUCGCUGUCCUGGACGUGUGAGAGUGAGGCGUGAUCGGGUUCCCUCGUGAACGAGGGUGCUCUGGUAUGAAGUGGCCGGAAUUAGGAAGGAAACUCGCUCCUUCCUCGUAUUGUGGACCACAGGAAGGGGCGGCCGUCUCCCUGCUGACGGUCGCUUCCUCCCAGAGCGGCACUGGCAGGGUCUCCAUUCACAACCUGCCACGGCCGCUGUCCUGCUGGCCUCAUCGGUGUCAAGACAGUGUCAGUGGGUCAUCUCCAGCAUUUAGAAGAAAGAAAGAAAGAAAGAUACAUUUAGGUAUAGCUGUUGUCAUGGCGACCAGCGCGGUCCCUAGCGACAAUCUCCCCACAUACAAGCUGGUGGUGGUGGGGGACGGUGGCGUGGGCAAGAGCGCUCUCACCAUCCAGUUUUUCCAGAAGAUUUUCGUGCCUGAUUACGAUCCGACCAUUGAGGACUCCUACCUGAAGCACACGGAGAUCGAUGGACAGUGGGCUAUUUUGGAUGUGCUGGACACAGCGGGACAGGAGGAGUUCAGUGCCAUGCGAGAGCAGUACAUGAGGACAGGCGACGGCUUCCUCAUCGUGUUCUCCGUCACGGAUAAGGCCAGCUUUGACCACGUGGACCGCUUUCAUCAGCUCAUCCUCAGGGUGAAAGAUCGAGAAUCCUUCCCCAUGAUCCUGGUGGCAAACAAAGUGGACUUGGUGCAUUUGAGGAAGGUCACGAGUGACCAGGGUUGCGAGAUGGCUGCCAAACACAGUAUUACUUACAUAGAGACAAGUGCCAAGGACCCUCCGAUGAAUGUGGACAAAGCCUUUCAUGAGCUGGUCAGGGUGAUUAGGCAGCAGGUUCCAGAGAGGAGUUUGAAGAAGAAGAAGAAGAUGAAGUGGCGUGGAGAUCGAGCCGCCGCCUCUCCUAAACUCCACUGCAGUAUUUUGUGAUGAUUUCCUCUGUUGGAGUCCGGUGAAGUCCAGGACGGGACAGUUCCUUCAGUCUGACUCAAAAGCUCUCCCUCAGUCUCAGAACGCUGCAGUCGGCAGAGGAGCACUACAGAACCAGCCGGGCCCGACAGGAGCUGCAGCAAGAGCUAAAGAAACUAACAGAGACGCUACAGUUUUGCACACACGCAAAGACGACCACAGUCAGCAUCAUCCAGAGAUCCAGAAGUUGCUCUGGCUGCGUUGUUCUGCUGGUUGUCACAAGCGUAAUUGGUGUUGGUCAACUUCCAAAAGCUCCGUGGGAGUGGACCGAAUGUUGCCUUAUCGGUUCGUGUCUUUGGGCACAAUUUGAAGUAUUGUCACAUUGUAGCUCGGCCAAAGUAGAGCCAGUCGUUAGCACCGUCGUUUGUAUUGAAGCUUUUUUUGGUGCAUUGGGAAUUUUAAUACCUCCUCAAAAUGGCCUUUACUGUUAAGCACAAAAGCACAGGCGUUACAGAAACGGAAGUUGUCCCUUUGCACUAGGAAACGAAUCCUGAAGACUUUUUUUGCACUUUUACUUUGCGUCAAAUAUUAAAAAUUAGGGUCUGAGUGUUAAAGUGAUAUAUCUGCCUUUGCGGAAGGCUUCGGUUAUAAAAGGGUUAAAAAUAUUCUUUUUUUAUUGUUAUUAUUUGUUGCACUUGUACGUUGCACUCAUAUAGGCUGCUGAAACCGCCCAUUUUUAUUCACUUCUGUCUUCUCACCUUUCUCUCAUUCUCUAUAGACCAACAUUCAUUUGCUACACCAACAGCUUUCAAGGUCCAGCUCCUAAGUGUGCAAUGCUUUCAGCUGUGCUGACCUGAAUAUCCGCAUUACCGUUCAGUAUUUUUACGUUUUCAUCUUUAUCAGUCAAACUUGAAACUUUCUGGGCCAAAAAAGCUAUAAAAUAUCCUUUUCUUGUAACUUUCAGUACAGAUAGAUAGCGCCAGCACACCUUCAUGUCCUAACACAGUGCAGUACAAUGCAAAAGUCAGAGACCACCCUUCAUUUAUUUAUCUUCUUGACCAUUUUCCAAAGCUAGAGUUGAAGAAAUGAUUAAAAGCUACAGAGUAAAUGGGACCUAAGACCUAACAGACCACCAGAACUUUCACCAUCAGAUCAGACAAAGAAGCUACUGGUGUUCUCUGAACAACGGACUGACCACCCCAGAGUCCAGACCUCAACAUCACUGAAUGUGUUUGGGAUUAAUUGUAUUGAGAGAAGAAGAAAAUACAACCAACUUCUAAGACUGAACUUUGGAGGUGUGGAAAAAUAGCCUGAGUCUGCUGAAAAGAAUGGAAGCAGUAAUGAAGAAAGAGCACUAAAUACUGAAAACUUUUUACAACCCCAUUUCUGAAAAAGUUGGGACGCUGUGCAAAAUGUAAAUAAAAACAAAAUGCAAUGAUGUGCAAUUCAUUUAAACCCUAUAUUUCAUUGAAAAUAGUACAAACACAACAUAUCAAAUAUUAACACUGAGAAAUUGUAUUUUUUUUUUAAAUAUUUGCCCAUUUUGAAUUUGAUGCCAACAGGCUGGUAAAGCUGUGUAAUGCUAAAAAAUCACCUGGUGGUUGAUUGGUCAGCAACAUGACUGGUUAUAAAAUCUUUCAGUCUUUCAGAAGUACAGAUGAGGAGGGGUUCACCACUCUGUGAAAGACUGCAUGAUCAAAUAGUGCAACAAUUCAAGAACAACGUUUCUCAACAUAA